UUUAUUUAUUUAAAAGUCUUAUAUCAGAAUAAUAAUUAAAACCAUAACAAGUACGACAAGUUAUGAAUAUAAAAAUGUACAUCAAGUACAUUAUUUUCUUCUGUUUAACAUAUUAUAUUCCAAUGGUAAAUUCUCUUACUCCCCAGGAAAUAGAGAAUCUGUGGGACAAGAUAAGACCCGCUCAAAGGGACUAUAUUGUCUUAAAUGACUUGUUUAAAUAUUAUAAUCCCGAUAUGAUGGACCUCGAUAAUGUAAUAAGAGAAUACGGAUUGCCAGCUGAAAAUGAUGAUGGUGAUUUAGAAUACAGAAUGCAUUUUGAAUAUUUUAAGGAAGCUGCGACUAAAGGACUCAUUCCAAAAUGGUCUAGACGGUUGAUGUACGCUGAAUUUAAGCACAUGAUUCCAAAUGGAGAAGACAGAAUCUAUAUUACUCUCGACGACAUGAUUAAUUACUAUGUACCAAGAUAUUUGCGUACUGUAACUCAACUCGAAGAAGUUAUGAAAACUUACGGAGUGCAAGCUGAUGAUAACCAAUACCAUUUAAAAUUCAAAAAAUUUAGAAUAGCGAUGUGCAUUGGUGAUCUUCCAAACCCUAGUUAUGAAAAUGGGUAUGCGUAACGUUGUCGACAAGGUGCUAUUUUAAUAAAAAAACGCUAAAUUGCUAAUCAAAAUUAAUAAUCGUUUUAAGAAUAAUUAAUUAAUUAGUCAUCAUAAUAGUGUAAAAUAAUAUAAUAAUUAUAAUGUGCUGUUUAAUUCUUAAUUAGACACUAUCAUAUUUAAUUC
Messenger RNA from Adelges cooleyi (spruce gall adelgid), 782 nucleotides. RefSeq lists its product as uncharacterized. NCBI's taxonomy places the organism in Eukaryota, Metazoa, Arthropoda, Insecta, Hemiptera, Adelgidae. The coding region runs from base 63 to 617 and encodes 184 amino acids. The transcript has 5 exons. The record is from RefSeq and is a predicted model, not a curated record.